This is a messenger RNA of Gordionus sp. m RMFG-2023, 659 nucleotides long. Its product is annotated as SUMO-conjugating enzyme UBC9-B. Gene Ontology annotation, biological process: protein sumoylation. Lineage: Eukaryota; Metazoa; Nematomorpha; Gordioida; Chordodea; Parachordodidae. The record is from RefSeq and is a predicted model, not a curated record. Gene Ontology annotation, cellular component: nucleus. Gene Ontology annotation, molecular function: SUMO conjugating enzyme activity. The coding region runs from base 48 to 527 and encodes 159 amino acids. The transcript has 4 exons.
UACUCUUUCUCGUGGAUUUAUUAAUAUUCUCUUAUUUGAAAGAAAAAAUGAGCGGAAUAGCUAUUAGCAGACUUUCAGAAGAAAGAAAAGCAUGGAGAAAAGACCAUCCUUUUGGAUUUGUAGCUAAACCUGUAAAAAAUACAGAUGGAACCUUAAACCUAAUGAAUUGGGAAUGCGCCAUACCAGGGAAAAAGAGUACCCCCUGGGAAGGAGGCCUAUUCAAGCUAAGGAUGGUAUUCAAAGACGAUUUUCCGUCUACACCGCCUAAGUGCAAAUUUGAACCGCCCCUCUUCCAUCCCAACGUAUACCCCUCUGGAACUGUUUGUUUGUCUCUCUUAGACGAAGAAAAAGAUUGGAGGCCUGCACUCUCCAUUAAGCAGAUAUUAUUGGGUAUUCAAGAUUUGCUAAAUGAACCAAAUAUCAAGGAUCCAGCCCAAGCUGACGCUUACACCAUAUACUGCUCCAACAGAAUGGAGUACGAAAAAAGGGUUAGACAUCAAGCCAAGCAAUUUACAAGCAUCCAGUGAACUACAUCCAAAAACAUUCUGAUAAAAUUUAGAAAUUGGAUAUUUCCAUUAUUUUUUCUUUUAAUAUUAAAAUUAUUGUUUUUUUAAACACAUUUUAUAAAUAUCAUUUGAUCCUUAUUUUUUUAAUAGAUA